GUUAAUUUGAAUGUAGUGGAUUCAGUAGGGAUGAGAUUUCAUCGAGAAAGUGAGGACAGCACUGAGUUGGUACAUUUCGGAGAUCAAAUAACACUGUAUUCUAAUGAUAAGAAUGGUGGGUUGCUUUGUAUGGAGGGUCAAAUUAGUAACAAACCUAGCGUUAUACGUAUAAACAGUGAGCAGUUGACUGCAUCAGCUUUGACAAGAGAUUCUCGCUUCUUUAUCUUCGCUAUGCAGAGAAAUAUAUUUCAUGACUGUUUCCGAAAAGAAGAAACUAACUUUGGUGCAGAAUAUAAUUUAGAGGAUUUCAGACAUGAUAAUGAGCAAAACAGUAAAUUACAGAGACGUCUAAGUGAAUCUGUGGUGUAUUAUGGAAGCAUUAUUGAGCUUAUUCAUGUAAAGUCGAAUAAAAUUCUUCGAGCGAAAAAUGAGAUAUCACCGCAAUUUAAGAAUGCUUCUGUUCGAUUUACAUUGGAAGAAUACGAAGGUGAUGAAUCAUGGUUUAUAAUUCAACCAUUAUACAAGCAUAAACAGUUGGGUGAUCCUGUUGUAAUUGGUGAUAAAGUGAUUAUCUUUGCUAGUCGUGCUGGUUGUGCUCUUAAUAUCGAUCAGCUCAAUCCAAAUCUCACUUAUACUACUACUACUACUACUACUAACGACAACAGUAGUACUAAGCAACACAAAUUAUUAACAAAUGGUUGUCAUCAAAAUGUCAGUAAUCGUCAUCAGCAGAAUAAUAACAGCAAUAAUAGUAAUAAUAAUAACAAUACCAGUAAUAAUACAAGUUGGCAAAUCAACGUCUACUUAGGUUAUCAGGAUAAUUUGGAACAUAUACUAAAAGGGGGUGAUGUGAUUAGAUUAUUUCACAGUGAAUCAGAAAAAUUUCUAACUUGUGAUGAAUAUCAAAAUGAAUUGCACGUGUUUCUGCGUACUACAUUUCGAACAGAAACAACUACAGCAAAAAGCUCAAAAGCACUAUGGGAGAUUGAGGUGCAAAAAAUGGAAGAUCGAUCUGGAGAUACAAAAGUGCUUUCAUAUCGUGAACAAGAUAACUAUUAUGCGCCAAGAUUUCUUACCUUAUCAAAAGAUCCAACAUUUGAAACAGUUUUUGAAUUAGAUUCAACAAGUCAUAAUAAAGAUAAUAAUGAACUUAUACCGAAUAAUGCAUUUGUACGUAUUUGUCAUACAGCUUCAAAAAUGUGGAUUAAAGCCAGUGAAGUUGCUAUUGAUAAAAAUGUUGACAAGCCUAUAAUGCAUAUGCUUAAUCUAACUUGUGUUAAAGAUAACAAGGAAGUAUUUGCUAUCCUUCCUGUGCCUGCAUGCAUAGUCAGAGAUUUAGAUUUUGCCAGUGAUGUCUACAAAGCUCUUGGAGCUAUUCUCAGCAGCCUAAGAGAUCAAGGCAAAUUGACGGAUAUGCAGCUGAAGUCGCUUAUAUUCAUUCUGUCAGAAUUAAUAACUUUUCUUGACGGCAGUACAGAUCUAACAGCAGAGUUAACAAGUACAUCUGUAAAAAAUCAUGUGGCUUUACGUGAUCGACAAAAGUUGUUACGAGAACAGAAUAUUAUUUCUCAGAUUAUACAAAUUCUCAGCUUCAAUCUUCUAAGCAGUCUGCCUAAACGAUCAACAUCAAAUGUGUAUGAUUAUUUAAAAAAUUCAAAAAUGUUAAACUCUGAAUCAGAUAUUUCAUUAAUCUCCAAAUUAAAUGAAUCAGGAAUAGACAAUGGCUGUCUGAAUGAACAAGAUGUCUACUUAGAUGAGAAAAGUGAAAUAUUAGCCUGGCAAACUGUUGGUAAUCUCUGUUAUCGUACUUUGACACUAUCACAGCAUAAUUAUAGAAAAAACCAGGAGUAUUUAGCUCAGUAUUUAAAUUUAAUGCAAUCUCAUAUUGGUUUGGGGAUGAGAGCAUCAGAAACAAUUACAGCCUUGUUGCAUAACAAUAGAAAAUUACUUGAAAAACAUGUUGGUGAACAAGAAGUUGCCACGUUUAUUUCAUUAGUUAGAGAUAAUUGUGAAGCACGUUUCUUAAACUACUUGUCAGCGUUAUGUACUUCUUCUGGUGUUGCAAUUCCGAUUACUCAAGAACUUAUCUGUCAUCAGUUAUUAUCUAAGGAGAAUGAAGAUCUCUUAGUGGAAACAUGUGAAAAAAGAAUUAUCAACUCAGAACAACAAUCAGAACUAGCUGUCAUCUUGACUUGGAAACAAACAGAUAUUCUAGAUGAAUAUUUCUGGAGAAGUUGCAGCAACGCCUACUUAAUUAUUAAUCAGUCAGUAAGACAUCAAGUCAACCAUGUGGAAUUAAAUCUGAACAUUCUUAGUGAUAUAAUUCAUCAGUCGAAAUCUGGGGGAAUGGAUCAUAAACAGGCGAAAUAUACUUCAAUCUGCUCUUUAAUCAUGAAUUAUUAUCAAGCUCAAAUUGAUUUGUUUGCACUUUUAUGUCAAGAGAGACAAUAUAUCGCUAUUCAUUAUCUCAUGUCAAAGCUGCCUAUUGAUUUACUUUUGAAAUGUAUACGAAACGAACGGCUGAGACCAGAUCUUCGAGCUUCUUUUACACGUUUGCUACUUAAUCUUCAUGUAGACAGAGAUCCUCAAGAAUUGAAUCAACCAAUUCAGUAUGCACGUUUAUGGAGUUCAUUGGGUACAAAGUCGGAUAUUUUCGCUUAUGAAGCAGCAAGCAAUCAUACAGUAAAACAAGAAAGUAUUAAACAUGAUUUUAUACCUGUUAUGAAUUUUAUCAAUGAAUACUUAGAUGAUAUAUUGGUUUAUGGUCGUUAUCUCACCGACCCGAGUUAUAUUACUCUGACGUAUGAGAUUAUCAAUUUAUCAAGACAUUUAGUAUUUUUUGGACUUUAUAACACGGAGGAAUUAUUGAUUUUGGGUCAAAAGCUUGUCUUCAUGCUUGAUCGUUGUGGCAGCAGCACUAGGAGUGAUUUGAAAAGUGAAGUGAAUAAAGUUAAAAAGAGGGAGUCAACAACUUCUUCAUCAUCAUUACUGACCAGUUCCAGCAGUGACAGACUUUUAGAUUUAAAAGUGAAAAGUCUGGAGAUUAUUGAGUAUAUUUUAGAUGUUCGUGUAGAUUAUCAGAUAUUUAGUCUACUGACUACUCUUCGGUGUAUUAAACAACCUGAAAAUAGUUCCAAUGGCCAAGGAUUAGAAAAUUUAGCAGAAGAUCAAAUGUCAGAACUGUCCAAUUUGGUCAAAAGUAAACUUGCCACUCUGUUCCAUUUACAAGUUGAAAAAGGAACUGAUGAACCAAAUGGUUGUGAAAUGGUGCAAAAUAAACUGACUAUCCUGAAUAUAGAUGGUUAUAAUGGUCAGCUGUUGGUUAGCGUUUUAGCUCGUCUAUGCAUUUCUACAAGUGUUGAGUUAAAGUCGAAAUCUUUGCAACUGUUAUUUCGACAUUUCGGUCAACAAGAAGAACUUAUUGUAAAGUUUAAACAGGUGCAACUGUUGGUAUCGCAUACCGGGAUCAAAGUUUAUCGUCAACUCAAAAGAUGUCUGGAUACUUUACGUGGAUUAAUUGAAAAGUCUGAAUUAUGGAUGAAUAAUGACAUUCAUAUGAUGACUUCUAGUGGUAAUUUUCAGGUUCACAGUGAACGCAGUCAUCAAACAAGUAAUUACAAUCUCGUUAAAGAUAUUCUGUGUAAUAUUAUUUCAAUAUGCCAACCUGAAUCAAUUGAAAGCCGUAAACUGUCUCGCCAAAGUCAUUCCCUCUUCUUACAAAAUAAUAAUGCAAACAUAUUAAAAGACACCAGUCUGGAUACUAGUACAGAAAUAACCAGUCAGCCGUUUGGUGCCAUUCAUGGAGAGCAUGAAUCAUCGCGACCAUCGUCACCGUUAUUAUCAUCAUCAUCAUCAUCACCACCACAGCACACACCAAGAUCAUCAUCAUCAACAUCAUCACAUCGCGCACAUAAUAUACUAAUGGAAUUAUUGAAUAUACAGUUCAAAGUGUAG
This is a messenger RNA of Trichobilharzia szidati, 3954 nucleotides long. Lineage: Eukaryota; Metazoa; Platyhelminthes; Trematoda; Strigeidida; Schistosomatidae. The record is from the annotation of a GenBank genome assembly.